AUGUCUAUACAUGCUAUACUAUCGCCGGGCGUGUGUCCCUCUCCUGAUGAGCUUCCCCAGCACAACGAAUCUCGCAUUGAGGAUGUUCGCGCAUUCAUCAGCGAUUUGCCUUUCCCGGAAGUGCGAAGUCGAUCUUGGGAUCGCGCGUCACCAUCGAGUUUGUCUUUUCAAGAAAAUGAAGACGUUAUUGGCAUCGAUGGCACAACGGAAAAGUCCACCCUUGACGGUAUUCCUACCGAAUUUACAGAGCAUGAUGGAUACAGGAAUCGCAUGCGAAUGGUUCAAUGCCAACUAUACCUGUUGCGUUGCGAGGUCUUACAGUCUAGAGCUAAUGCUGUCGAACCAAAACCUUGGACUCAUUGUCCAAAUUUAUCCACACCCAACCACUAUCGCGAUAUUCUGAAGUGUGCCAGGUACGCGCAACGUCUGGCUGAAGCAAUAUCCAACCACGACUUACAAGCACGCUCCAAAUACUGGUAUGGACGAGGAUGUGCUGGUUUAGGCGAUUGGGAGUCCGCUAUAAGCCAUUUCGCAGCUGCUCUGAAGCUGCAUGUACCGAACAGCAAACCACGUAACCGUAUGCGUCGGCAGAGAAGUGCGCUGAGAUUCAAGAAGCAUGAUGCUAAUUUCCUUCUGCGAAGUGCAACACGCCACUAUGACUUAUGUACCCAGAAAAGAAAAGAUGCGUGUAAGACUGCUCAUACGCGGGAAGAGGACUCCGGCCACAUCGGAGAGUCUGGCGUCGGAGCGCCUACGGAAUCAUCUUGGAUGCCCUAUUAUGAAAACAUGGUUCAUCGCUCAAGGGAGAAGUCGACAACCGGGAAGCGGUCAGCGCUCGAUCAACUUCUCUUGGGCAAAUCUGCGCCCAUCCUCGAUGAAGAAGUCGUUCUCACUGAAGAAGAGAUCAUUGCUAUCAAGAAGAGACUGAAACUGAAUGACGGCAAACGAGAAGUUCGAAAGACCUUCGACGCGAAAGAGUGGCUGUAUAUCCUGCGCGGUGAUAACAUUGAGCGCAACAGUGUUGACAGUCAAGAUACAGUGUCUGACACCGUUCAAAGCCGUCACAGCGAGCCAUCUCAGGCACCAUCACCAGCUUCUAUCAUCACGCCACCACAAUCCUCACCCAGCAUUCCACAUAAUCUAGGCGCUGAAAUGGAUUGCGCAGGCUACGACAGUGGCAGCGUGACACCGUCGCUCUUCGAAAGUCCAAGGUCGCCCUUGUUGAACGGAACCAAUAAAACAGCUCCCCCGCCAAUGGUGGAUGUCCAAAGCUGUCGCGACGUAGAAUCACCGCUCAUAAGUUCAAGCUCACAAGGGUGCUAG
Messenger RNA from Alternaria arborescens, 1323 nucleotides. RefSeq lists its product as hypothetical. The transcript has a single exon. NCBI's taxonomy places the organism in Eukaryota, Fungi, Ascomycota, Dothideomycetes, Pleosporales, Pleosporaceae. The coding region runs from base 1 to 1323 and encodes 440 amino acids. The record is from RefSeq and is a predicted model, not a curated record.